AUGUAUGUAAGCCUUAAACUUUAUAAUGUGUAUAACCCUUACCCUAAUCCUGUCUGUAUCCCUAAGUAUCAUGCUUUCUGUAAUCCUAACCUUAAUGAUGUAUAUAACUCUAACCCUAAUGAUGUCUGUUACCCUAGACAUAAUGAUGUCUGUAACCUUAAAACUAAUAGUACUCGUAACCCUAACCUUAAAGAUUUCUAUAAUCCUAACCCUAAUGAUGUCUGUAACCCUUACCUUAAUGAGGUAUGUAAUCCAUACCAUAAUGAUGCAUGGAACCCUAGUCCUGAUUUUCUCUGUAACCCUAACCCUAAUGAUAUCUGUAAGCAUAUCCCUAUAGGUAUAUGUAACCCUAACCCUGAUGGUAUCUGGCAUCCUAACCCUUAUCAUGUCUGUAACCCUAACCCUUAUCAAGACUGUAAACCUAUCCCUUAUGAUGUCUGUAACCCUAACACUUAUCAUGUCUGUAAUCCUAACCCUUAUAAUGUGUGUAAUCCUAACCCUUAUCAUGUCUGUAAUCCUAACCCUUAUCAUGUCUGUAACCCUUACCCUUGUCAUGUCUGUAACCCUAACUCUUAUCAUGUCUGUAAUCCUAACUACUAUCAAGCAUGUAACCCUAACUCUUAUCAUGUCUGUAACCCUUACCUUUAUCAUUUCUGUAACCCUUACUCUUAUCGUGUAUGUAACCCUAGCUCUUAUCAUGUCUAA
Molecule: messenger RNA, 705 nt
Organism: Mytilus trossulus (common blue mussel)
Lineage: Eukaryota; Metazoa; Mollusca; Bivalvia; Mytilida; Mytilidae
Product: circumsporozoite protein-like
Exons: 1
Coding region: 1-705 (234 amino acids)
Source: RefSeq, a predicted model, not a curated record